Molecule: messenger RNA, 586 nt
Organism: Penaeus monodon (black tiger shrimp)
Lineage: Eukaryota; Metazoa; Arthropoda; Malacostraca; Decapoda; Penaeidae
Exons: 4
Coding region: 1-480 (159 amino acids)
Source: RefSeq, a predicted model, not a curated record
AUGUCAAAAUUCAUUGCAUCGAUUACUACUGAACGUGACUAUGAAAUAAGACGAUUUAUUGAGACUGGAUUGAUAACAUUGAUCCCUGUUAUAGGACGUGUUAUCUCACCGGAUGCAGGAUUAAAGAAUGCAGAGAGUGAGAACGAGGUAGAAGGCAGAGCGCACAGGAAACGCUCAGAGGACGGAAUUAUAUCGUUGAAAAGCCGACCAAGCUCGUCAGCCGCGGGCCCGAAGAUCGUCCCGCUGGAAGAACCUGACUCUCAAGUCUUCAUAGGCGACGAGGAGCUGAAGACGAUUACCGACGACAUCCUGAAGACGGUGGAGGGCGACGAUUCCGAGGACCAGGAGAAGGCGCAGGAACCCGCAUCCAAGAAGUCCUUCGACGCCGUGGCUCUGGCUGGCUUAGAGCCCAUUGCGGAGGAAAAGAAGGACGCCGAGGGAGAUUCUGUGACAGAUACGCUCGAUACAGAUAGGCAGUGAUUGCGAUAGAUAAAGGGGGAGGAGGAGGAUACGAGAAAAGAAGGAGCGAGAGAGAGAAAAAAAUAUUUUUUCGGCAGAAUUUGUGAAGCUCGAUGUAGAUAGGCAG